AUGCCCCCCAACCUCCGCGCUUACCUCCUCUCCGCCCUCCUCCUCCUCGCCGCCGCCGGCGCGCGGCGCCACGCGUCGCCGGCCGCGAACGCGUCCUCGGCUGGCGAGCCCGUCUACCUAUGGCCGCUUCCCAAGAGCGUCUCGUCCGGGUCCCGGACCCUGACGGUGGACCCGGACCUCGCGCUCGACCCGCAGGGCCCUGGCGGCCGCUCCCUGGCCGUGGCCGAGGCGUUCCAGCGGUACCGGGGCCUCGUGUUCGCGCCGUGGGCGCACGCCGCGCGCCCGCGCGGGGCGCGGUACGACGUCACCAGGCUCACCGUCGUCGUCAACUCCGCCAACGACACGUUGGCGCUGGGGGUGGACGAGAGCUACGCCAUCUACGUGGGGGCGGCCGGCGGCGUCAAUUCCAUCGUCGGAGGAGCAAUCAUUGAGGCAAACACAAUAUAUGGAGCUAUUCGAGGACUGGAGACAUUCAGUCAACUUUGUGUUUUCAACUAUGACACCAAAAAUGUUGAAGUGCGCAAUGCCCCAUGGCAUAUUCAAGAUGAGCCCCGCUUUGCUUUUCGUGGGCUGCUCCUAGACACCUCACGGCAUUAUCUUCCGGUUGAUGUUAUUAAGCAAGUGAUCGACUCUAUGUCAUUUUCUAAGCUGAACGUUCUUCAUUGGCAUAUCAUCGAUGAACAAUCCUUUCCAUUGGAGGUGCCAACAUAUCCAAACCUUUGGAAAGGUUCAUACUCCAAAUGGGAGCGCUACACCGUGGAAGAUGCACACGAUAUUGUGAACUACGCUAAGAAAAGAGGUAUCAAUGUCAUGGCAGAAAUUGACGUUCCUGGUCAUGCAGAAUCAUGGGGAAAUGGAUACCCAAAGCUCUGGCCUUCUCCCAAUUGUACAGAGCCAUUAGAUGUCUCUAGUAAUUUCACAUUUGAAGUAAUUUCUGGAAUUUUGUCUGAUAUGAGGAAAAUCUUUCCAUUCGGGCUGUUUCACUUGGGUGGUGAUGAAGUAUAUACAGGGUGCUGGAACACAACACCUCAUGUGAGGCAGUGGCUUAAUGAGCGCAACAUGACCACAAAGGAUGCUUACAAAUACUUUGUUCUGAGGGCCCAAGAGUUGGCAAUUAAACUAAACUGGACUCCUGUGAAUUGGGAAGAAACCUUCAAUUCAUUCAAAGAAAACCUCAAUCCUCUGACAGUGGUGCACAACUGGCUGGGGCCUGGAGUCUGCCCUAAGGUUGUGGCAAAGGGUUUCAGAUGUAUAAUGAGCAAUCAAGGUGUCUGGUACCUUGAUCAUCUUGAUGUUCCCUGGGAAGAUGUCUACAGUGGCGAGCCACUCGAUGGAAUCAGUGACAGAGACCAGCAAAAGCUAGUACUUGGUGGUGAAGUUUGCAUGUGGGGUGAGACAGCAGACACAUCCGAUGUUCUACAAACAAUAUGGCCCCGAGCAGCUGCAGCAGCAGAGCGUCUGUGGAGUCAAUUGGGGGCCAUAACUGCCCAAGACGUAGAAACAACCGUCCUGUCACGGCUACACUAUUUCAGAUGCCUGCUGAACCACCGUGGGAUCGCUGCGGCUCCAGUCACAAACUACUAUGCUCGGAGGCCUCCGAUCAGCCCAGGUUCAUGCUUUGUUCAGUAA
Miscanthus lutarioriparius is the source of this 1629-nucleotide messenger RNA. The record is from the annotation of a GenBank genome assembly. Lineage: Eukaryota; Viridiplantae; Streptophyta; Magnoliopsida; Poales; Poaceae.